GGGGCUGGGGGCUGGGCCCGGGGAGCCAGCCCUGGCAGCGGGGCUCGGAGCAGGCCGAAGGCAGGGUACAGGGCUCCUUGCAGCCCCGCCUCGCCGGUGGCAGUGGGUUGUGCCGGUAGCCCGCUUGGGGCACAGCAGAAGGGAGCCGGCAUUAAGAUACCCCAGUUCAUACCCUGCCUAGGAACUGGCACGGCAGGCUGCCCGCCAAAAUCCCGUAGCGCCCCUGGAGCUCUGCAUUGUCGCUGUUUAAAGCACUUUCUUCUGUUUCAGAGUGAGAGGCUGUGCUGCCCAGCACCAGCCAGUGUCCAGUGGCAAUGAGCGCAGAAGUGGCUGUGUCUGAGGGUGCCAGCAGGGAGAUGGAGGCCCUGUGCUCGGAGCUGCUCCUGCCCACAUCAGGAGAGGCAGGAGCUGUGGGAAGCUCCGGUGUGGCCAGCACCAGCCCGGCCAGGACACCCCCGCUGGCUGCCAGCCAGGACUUGCUGCUGGCAGAGGCAUCAAUGCCCGGAGAAGGGAUUCAUGCUGAAGGAAACAACGUGGAAAUAUUCAUUGAGGCAGUGGCUGGCAACAUGGCGCUGAGCAACCCGGCCAGUGCCACAGAGGUGCUGGUCAAAGUGGUGGAGCUGUAUUUCUGCGAGAGGUGCGGCCAGAGCUUCCCAGAGGCCUCCCUGCUGUCCCACCACCGGUGCCUGCUCCGGGCCUCCCCGCAGCAUCUGGAGCUGCCUGGGACACUGUUGGCUUCUGCCAGCAAAGGCCAGAGUGAGCCAGUGGGCCCGGAGCAACCCAGAGCUGGCACACAGGAGGGCUGCACUUCUGAGUGCCUGCUGUGCCCUGUCUGUCAGGAGGUGUUCACACAGCCCAGCGAGCUCAAGGAGCACUUCAGGACACACCGUGCCCCACUGGGAGCCCUGCCCUGCCCUGAGGAGGGCUGCUGCUUCGCCACAGAGGACCGCAAGCAACUGCGCAGCCACCUGCGCCGCCUGCAUGGGGCCUCCCCUGUGUCCUGCUCCUACCGUGCCUGCCCGCUUCUCUUCGCCAGCCACCCCACCAUGGAGCAGCACCACCGCACACACUUCCCCUUCCACUGCAGCCACUGCGACUUUGUCACAGCCAAUGCCAAACUCUUCUGGCAGCACAGGAAGGGCCACGCUGUGGAGCCUCCCACCAAGACACCUGAAACUGGUGUCCCCCCUGAUUCAGCCCCCCACAGCCUCGAGCAGCGCUAUGUCCUGCCAUCAGCAGCAGGACAGGAGGAGACAGGGGACUGUGACUCCGGCUGGGAAGCCACUGCAGCAGAAGCCAGGCCAGCAAAGCCUGCAGGCACCAGGGAGGGCUCCUUGGAGGGUCAGAAAGCAUCAGGUGGAGAAGAGAACUCCGACAGUGGUGAGAAUGAGUCACCAGAGGAGGAUGGCGAGAGCCUAUGCAAAGGUGAGGCCAAAGAGGAUGAGAAAGCAGCCCCUGAGAAAACCAGAGUGCCACGGACACAGCAUUUCAAAGGGGAUGUCAUGGAGGGCUCAGAGUACCUCUACAAAACCCACAUGUGCCCUGAGUGCAAGCGGUGCUUCAAGAAGCGGACGCAUCUGGUGGAGCACCUCCACCUGCACUUCCCUGACCCCAGCCUGCAGUGCCCCAGCUGCCACAAGUACUUUACCAGCAAAAGCAAACUGAAAAUCCACAUGAUGCGAGAGACAGGCGAGAAGACCCAUCGCUGCCCGCUCUGCCGCUACAGCUCGGUGGAGAAGAACGCCCUCAACCGCCACAUGGCCAGCAUGCAUGAGGACAUUUCCAACUUCUACUCGGAUGUUUACACCUGCCCUGUAUGUGAUGAGAAGUUUCGGCUCAGCCAGGCUCUCAAAGAGCACUUGAAGACUCACAAAGCUGAGCCCAAGAGGCUGAGCUGCUUCCAGGAGGACUGUGACUACUGCGUGGAGGACCGGAAGGAGUUUGUCCGUCACCUCAAGGAUGCCCAUAGCAUCAAGGCGGUGGAGUGCAAGUACCAUGCCUGCUCGCUGCUCUUCAGCACGGCCGAGGCCAUGGAGGCUCACAGAAAAACCCACUACGCCUUCCACUGCCAGCAGUGUGACUUCAUCUGCUCCAACAAGCACGUUUUCCGCAAGCACAAGAAGCAGGGGCACCCAGGCAGCGAGCAGCUCCAGUGCAGCUUCUGCCCCUAUGCCACUUUCAACCCUGUGGAGUUUCACGACCACGUGGGCAAGAUGCACGCCAAUGAGAAGAUCCACAAGUGCAGCGAGUGCACCUUCGCCACCGCGCACAAGAGGGUGCUCAUCCGGCACAGGCUGCUGCACACUGGAGAGAAGCCUCACAAGUGUGAGCUCUGCGACUUCACAUGCCGGGAUGUGAGCUACCUGUCCAAGCACAUGCUGACCCACUCUAAUGACAAGAACUUCAUGUGCACCGAGUGUGGCUACAUUACCAAGUGGAAGCACUACCUGAACGUCCACAUGCGCAAGCACACUGGAGACCUCCGAUACCAGUGCAACCAGUGCUCGUACCGGUGCCACCGUGCUGACCAGCUGAGCAGCCACAAACUGCGGCACCAGGGCAAAAGUCUGAUCUGCGAGGUGUGCGGCUUUGCCUGCAAGCGCAAGUAUGAGCUGCAGAAGCACAUGCAGACGAAACACUUGCAGAACUACCAGGUGCCUGUCUUCCAGUGCCAGUACUGCACUUAUCAGACCAAGUACAAGCAGGCGCUGCUGAACCACGAGAACUGCAAGCACACCAAGCAGAAGGAGUUUCGCUGUGCCCUCUGCUCCUACUGCACCUUCAGCAACACCAGCCUCUUUUUCCACAAGCGCAAGAUUCAUGGCUAUGUUCCUGGUGACAAGGACUGGCUGGAAAACUAUGCCAGCAAGGAGCUGGAGAUCAGCUCACCUGAGGCACUUUUUGGCUAUGAGCUUGGUGCAGCCCUGCAUGUGGAUGCCAGCACAACCCUCGCUGGCAAGGAACAGUGGGCAAAGGCAAAGCCAUCCCAUCUGGAAUCUCAGGGGAAAGAGGGCUAUCAGCAAGUACUCAUGCUGCCCCUCCUUGGGCAGGAUGCCAUUCCACCAGAGAGCAGCAGUGAGGCAGAGAGAGAUAUAGGUGAGGGGGAGCAGAGCUGUCCCACAGCUGGUAGUACCCCAGGAGAUGACUGUGUGCAAGGAGACACUGCCAUAGGCUCAACUGAGCUCACUGCUUCGGGAGAUGGGGCAGAGAGCUGCACUGUACACUUGGAGGCACUGAAUGUCCCAUCUGAGCCCCUCCUGGAGCAUUUGACUGAAGAAACCUGUGCAACACAGCCAGAGAGUGUGGAAAUGCUUUCCUGCAAGGAGCCUACCACAGCCUGUGAGAUGCUGGGCUCCCGGGAUGACCUUGGCUUGGAGGACAAUGACAAUACACUUGAAGGCAUCCCAGAUUUUGAAGAAGAGGAGGCAGAUGUACAAGAAGAUGAGGCACUGGGGCUGGAGGGUAGCACAGAGGCAGGAGACAGCCAGGGAAAAGAUGCCCUAACACAGGCCACAGGCGAACUGGAGGGGCCAUGCUCAGACCACCACAAGCUGGUGACAGAUACCGAGAUGAGAGAGACCAGCCAAGCUGAGCUACCAGGAGCCUGGCUCUGCAUGCUGAAGACAGCAGAGCAAAGCCAUCCCCCUGUCCCAGGGGACAUGGUCACCUCUAUUGAUGAUGUUGGCUCUGAGUUGGCGCUGAAGGCUCUGCGGAAGCAGGACAAGGAGCAGGCGGAGACACUGGUGCUGGAGGGCAGGGUGCAGAUGCUGGUGGUGCAGUCGGAGAGUCAAAUCUUUAAGUGUGAGAAGUGCUCGUACAUCACACGGAAGGAGAAGUCCAUGUCCCUGCACUUUAAAGCCAGCUGCCAGAGCCGCCGGGCCCCACUCGUGUGCUGCGAAUGUGGCGCCAGCUUUAAGCAGCAAAGGGGGCUCGACACCCACCUCCUCAAGAAGUGCCCAGUUCUCCUGAAGAACAGCAAGUUCCUCAAACCAUCUGGGCAGGAGCCACCUGGACUCUGCCAAUCUGCUGACCAGCCUGGUGAUAAUGAUACAGAAAUGGCAGAGAGCAAGAAGCGAGGCUCAGAGGAGUCUGAGCAUGCCAAGAGCCCUUGGGAAGCUCAGCUGCUUCCUGAUAAAACACAGGCAACAGGCAGUCCUUUGGCUGGGGAAUGUGCAUCGGGCUGUCCUGCCCCUGAGAGAUCUCUGCCGGGUGACAGCACAGAGGUGGCAGAAGAGACUCCCCAGCAAGGGGAUGGGGCUGACCAAGAUGGAGCUGCUUGUCCCCUCCAGCCUGGGAAACCCUUGGAGAAAUACAGGCUGGAGGGAGGGAAGCUGCACUGCAAUGCCUGCUCCUUUGUGUGCUCCCGUGUCUCCACCAUCACCUCCCAUGUGGAAGAUGGGUGCCGAAGCCUAGAGCAAUUCUGGUGCUCCCUGUGCCCUGAGGCUUUCCGCUCCCAGCGGGCCCUCAAGAGUCACUGUACUGAGAAGCACAUUGUGCAUCCUGAGGAGGAUGGAUCCCAAAGCACUGAGCUUCCUGAGAGGGACCUGGCCAGCGUUGAGACAGGCCAGCCCAGUGAGCUCCUGCUGGGUGCAGCCCCUCUGAAAGCCACCCUGCCUAAGAGGAGACGUUUCUCUUGCCCCAGCUGCCCCUUCACGUGCCACCAGGAACGGGCCAUGAAGACGCACAAGAAGAGGGGCUGUGUAUCCCUGGGUGAGUUCCGCUGUGCCUCCUGCCCCUUCACCUCCAAGGUGGCCAAAGCCCUGCGGCUGCACCGCAAGCUGCACCGCAAGCAUUACAGCAAGCGGCCGCAGCUGCAGUGCCGCCAGUGCGAGUUCACCUGCAAGCAAGCCCGCUGCCUGCGACAGCACAUCCGCAUCAAGCACGAGGGGGUGAAACCGCACAAGUGCCACUACUGCGAGUUCAGCACCACCCGGCGCUACCGCCUGGAGGCCCACCAGUCCCUGCACACCGGCGUGGGGCGCAUCGCUUGCAGCAUCUGCAGCCAGACCUUCGGCACCAACUCCAAGCUGCGCAUCCACCGUCUGCGGGUGCAUGAGAAGACACCCACUCACUUCUGCCCGCUCUGCGACUACAGCAGCUACCUGCAGAACGACAUCACCCGCCAUGUCAACAGCUGCCACCGUGGCGAGCUCAACUUCGGCUGCUCCCGCUGUGAGGCUCGCUUCAGCUCCGAGACAGCUCUCAAGCAGCACGUCCUGCGGCGGCACGAGGAGAAGGUGUCCCACGGCUGCCCCCGCUGCGGCUUCAUGUGCCACAGUGAGGCCACGCUCAAAUGCCACAUACAGAAGCAGCACCCGCACCUGGAGUGCAGCACUUGCAAGGAGACCUUUGCCACGCGGGAGGCGCUGGAGGAGCACAAGACGCAGCAUUUCAGCCACCGCUGUGAGCUGUGCAGCUUUGCAGCCAAGGAGCGGCAGCAGCUGGUGCGGCACUACAUGGAGAGCCACGAGCCGGCCACCCCCCAGGACAAACCCCUGCACUGCCCCUUCUGCGACUUCACCUGCCGCCACCAGCUCGUCUUUGACCAGCACAUGAAGGGCCACGGGGGCACCCGUGUGUACAAGUGCUCAGACUGCGAGUACACCACCAAGAACAGGCAGAAGAUCACGUGGCACAUCCGCAUCCACACCGGCGAGAAGCCCUACAAGUGCCACCUCUGUAAAUAUGCCUGCGCUGACCCCUCGCGUCUCAAGUACCAUAUGCGGAUCCACAAGGAGGAGCGGAAGUACCUCUGCCCUGACUGUGGCUACAAGUGCAAGUGGGUGAACCAGCUCAAGUACCACAUGACAAAACACACGGGCCUAAAGCCGUACCGCUGUGACGAGUGUGAGUACUGCACCAACCGUGCAGACGCCCUGCGGGUGCAUAAGGAGACACGGCACCAGGAGGCUCGCUCCUUCAUCUGUGAGCAGUGUGGCAAGGCCUUCAAGACCCGCUUCCUCCUCAAGACCCACCUGAAGAAGCACAGUGAGGAGAAGCCGUACGUCUGCAAUGUUUGUGGGCGAGCUUUCCGCUGGGCAGCUGGCCUGCGCCACCAUUACCUGACCCACACCAACGAGCACCCCUUCUUCUGCCGCUAUUGCCCCUAUAAGGCCAAGCAGAAGUUCCAGGUCAUCAAACACAUCCAGCGGCAUCACCCUGAGCGCGGGGCUGGCGAUCCCAGCCAGGGGGUGGGCAAGGACCCCAGCACACCCACCAUCCACCUCCAUGCUGUGCAGAAGGAGAGACGGGCCGAGGGGCCCCACUGCAUGGAGCAGGAAAGAGGGUGCCCCACAGAGAAGGGUGGUACUUUGCAGUGAGGCCAAAUCCUGACUGCUUUAAGGUGCUGGUGGCACAGGCCUGCUGCAGAGAUGUAUGUGUGUGUAUAGGCAUAUAUGUAUAUGGGUUGUAAAAUAUGCAGCUGUAUAAAAGGAAUCUCUCAGCUCCUUUUAA
Messenger RNA from Pezoporus occidentalis (night parrot), 6453 nucleotides. RefSeq names its product zinc finger protein 142 (gene ZNF142). Bases 315 to 6320 code for a protein of 2001 amino acids. NCBI's taxonomy places the organism in Eukaryota, Metazoa, Chordata, Aves, Psittaciformes, Psittacidae. The transcript has 8 exons. Gene Ontology annotation, cellular component: nucleus. Gene Ontology annotation, biological process: positive regulation of transcription by RNA polymerase II. The record is from RefSeq and is a predicted model, not a curated record.